AUGUCGGAGCUCUUCUUCGUCGGCGACAGCAUACGACAUGGCGAGACCAUAGACGGCAGGGUCCUCCUAUCAGGAAAGCUCAAUACCGAGGAGCGACGGGGAAAGAUAGCCACUCGAUUUGGCUAUGCAGCCAGUGCCGAUGGCAACGAGAUUGUCUUUCCUACGCUCGAAUCCUGGCGCAGAUUGAGUGAUGACUUGGCCGACAAUGUUGUACGCUAUCUCCAGCUCAGACCAGGGAGAGACGGCCUCAAGAUCAUCGAGGAAUAUCUGUCCAAUACCCCGAUCGAGCAACGACAUCCCGACGUGACUGCAUUCUGGGCUGCAGUGGCGAGAGAGCCACCGCAGGACAUCAGUGCACUUCCCGAGCAUCAAAAGCAUAUAGACGCAGAUUAUAGACCUUCUCUCGACGCUUCACGCCAACCCGAGCCAACAUUAUCAGCCGGGCAAGCUGUCUUUUGGCGCUACUCGGCGCCCCUCUUUUCGAGCUUCCUCCACUUCAGCCUAGCCGCAGGCUUCUCAUCAGAUAGACUCGUCGGCGUACUACAGCAGACUGGCUAUCUCACCCAUCACAACCGUGACGCUUGCUUUCGUCGAUUGCUAGAGACGACGCAAUUCAUACUCGACGCGAUGCUCGACAUGCGUCCCGCAAGCUCAGACGGCACUUUUCCUGGUGGACAAGGCUGGCGAAGCUCUGUCAAGGUGCGCUUGCUCCAUGCGCAGGUACGCGUCAAGAUUCUCAGCGGACUAGGCAAAGCCACGACAUACGAUCGCGAGGCGGACGGGAUCCCCAUCAACCAAGAGGAUCUCUGCGCCACGCUCGGCAGCUUUGCAAUAGCUCCUCUAUGGGUCUGCCGCAAACAUGGCAUGUCCCUCACACCAGCAGAGGAGCUCGCCUAUUUGGCUGCUUGGCGACACAUCGGUUUCUAUCUCGGCAUCGAUCAGGAUAAGCUAUCCAGACAUUUCUCCUCGCUUAAUUCGGCCGAGAAGGCUUUCGCGUCAAUGUCUUUCCAUCUCUUCACCGAGCCCGCCGCUUCGCGCUCGCUCGAGACCAACAGCACCUACAAGAUCCUCUCGGCAGUAUCUAAUCGUGCGCCAGAUUACAAGCCUGUCGAGUAUAAUUGUGAGAUCUCGCGCACACAGAUAGGACACGAACUAGCAGACACGCUUGGUCUGCCUCGAGGGGAUUGGAAGUGUAAGCUCGCUGCCAGGUACGACCGCUUCUCGAUGCGCAUCUUCAUCCAAUUCGGUCGCUACUGGAGACCUGGCUGGGAUGCAGAGCGCGUCUCGCUCUUCAGGCUUGUCAUUCAGUGUAUCGUCGCAUGGCAGCUUGGCUCUCGUCGUACCCAUUUUGCGAUGCGCGAUCCGUCCAAUUACGAGAAGGAACUUACAGAUACCGAUGGCUCAGAGCCGACUGAAGUCGUCUUGGGCGCGGAAGCUGGCCGCAGCAUCAAAUCGCGCUUCAAGUGGCUGGUAGCAGAGAUGGCAGGCGUAUUUGUAGGCAUCGGCCUCCUCGGAGGCUUCACGUGUUAUCGACUCUACACUUUUGCAACAUUGUAA
Messenger RNA from Mixia osmundae IAM 14324, 1557 nucleotides. RefSeq lists its product as uncharacterized. The record is from RefSeq and is a predicted model, not a curated record. The transcript has a single exon. Bases 1 to 1557 code for a protein of 518 amino acids. NCBI's taxonomy places the organism in Eukaryota, Fungi, Basidiomycota, Mixiomycetes, Mixiales, Mixiaceae. Gene Ontology annotation, molecular function: oxidoreductase activity.